Messenger RNA from Scomber scombrus (Atlantic mackerel), 1781 nucleotides. RefSeq lists its product as uncharacterized. Bases 27 to 1178 code for a protein of 383 amino acids. The transcript is spliced from 9 exons. The record is from RefSeq and is a predicted model, not a curated record. NCBI's taxonomy places the organism in Eukaryota, Metazoa, Chordata, Actinopteri, Scombriformes, Scombridae. Gene Ontology annotation, biological process: biosynthetic process. Gene Ontology annotation, molecular function: strictosidine synthase activity.
GCGACGUUAAGACUCAAAACGCCACAAUGUUGGGUAAAAGAUCGUUAUCAGUGGUUUUGCUCGCUGUGGCUGUCGGAGUUUACCUGCUGCCUUCUCCCAUAGACCCCAAACCACACGUACUGAAGGGCCCUCCUCCAGCCCUUGAGGGGCCACUGGCUGCCAACACCCGACUUCAGAAGGGCCGCAGACUGUUUGCUGGGAAACUACACGGACCAGAAUCCUUCACUGCCGAUGAGGAGGGUAACGUUUACACAGGAACAGUUGACGGGAAGUUGUGGAGGAUCGGUCCUGACGACAGCCUCACCCUCGUCACCCACAUGGGCCAGAAUUUACCAGAAUGCGGCAGCAGUACAGAUUAUGAGCUUGUGUGCGGUCGUCCUCAUGGAGUUCGUCUGGAUCGUCACGGUCAGCUGAUUGUCGCCGACUCUUACUUUGGGCUGCACAGCGUCAACCCCAAAACUGGAGAAAAUACUCUGCUGCUGCCUAAUUCACAAGGUGCUGACGGUGUUCCCUUCGCCUUUUUAAACGGCCUGGAGAUUUCCCCCCAAACUGGGAUCAUUUAUUUCACAGACUCUUCCAGCCGCUGGGGACGCAGACACGUCAAACUGGAGGUGAUCGAGCUGAACAGCCUCGGCCGUCUGCUGUCCUACGAUCCUCAGACAGGAAGUGUGAAUGUCCUGCUGGAUUCUCUCUACAUGCCCAACGGCAUCGUCCUGUCGCCUGACGAGCACUUCCUGCUGGUGGCGGAGACGAGCAUCGGACGCAUACUGAGAUAUUGGCUCAAAGGCCCCAAGGCCGGUACCAAAGAGAUCGUCAUGGACAACAUGAUCGGUUACCCUGACAACAUUCGCCUUAGUGACCACGGGACAUUCCUGGUUGGCGUAACAACGCCUCGAUUUCGGAAGUUCAUGCCUCCCUUUCUGGACAUGAUUGCCCCGUACCCGGCGGUCAAACGCUUUCUGGCCAAGGUGAUUCCUCUGAGCUCUUACAACCUCAUGCUUCCGCGCUACGCUCUGGUCCUGGAGCUUGGAUCUGAUGGCGAGCUCGUGGGAACGCUGCAUGACCCCGAAGGCCGGCUAACGUGGGCCAUCAGCGACGUCUUCCAGCACCGAGGGAGAACCUACCUGGGCAGCACCGACCUGCCGUUCCUGCCCGUCCUCGACAGCUGGGAGAGCUGAUGACUGAAAACUAAAUGUACAGUUUUUAAAUUUCUGGACAGUUUCUGGAUGUUUUUCACUUGAUGUUCACCUCUGGAGCGACAGGUGGGCAUCUGUGGUUCCUCCUGUCAAACACUAGUGAACCAGGAGAGUUGAAAUGAGCAGCUAUGAUAACCUAAAGGAAAAAGUCUCUAUCUGCUCAAAUGAUAAACUAGAAAUGUGAGUUUAACUCUAUUAUAUCCCCUCAAAAUACUUUAAAGUAUGAUAGAAAAUUAGUGAAGUUUAACAUUAAGCAAUCCAACACUCCUUCUCUGCACAACUGUAGCUUUUAAUUUAAUUUACACUCAAAAUAAAGCCACAUUUUCAGCAUAAAUUAAACAGAAACUUGAACUGAGGAGGUGAUAAAUAACUAAAUGACUGCAAAGAGCUGUAAAAGAAACACUGAAUCCAUCAACUUUACUGCUAAAAUUACACAAGAUCAGUGAUUUUUUUAACGUGUUAAUUCAGUUUUAAUAGGCUGCUACUAACACCUGAGCUCUAAUUAAACUGAUUCUUUUAAUCCAAUUUUAAAUGAACCUCUGAAACAUGAGUUUUAGAUUAAAUUAUAUGAAUGUACACUGUCAA